AUGGCGCCUUCAGCACCCGAGAUGCUCUCCCCGGCUGCGUUCUUCACCACCCUUCUCUAUUUGGUGAAUCUCGAGCAGAGCUCCGAGAUCGCCGAGACGUCCCUUCUCUUGUCGUCUACGCCACCCACGACCCUUUCCCGUGCCGGACUUGCGAUCCUCAACCUCUCAGUCCACUCCCUGAAGACUGGGCUCGGAGGCCGUAGUGUGGUUGAGCUCGGCCUCGAUCCGGCCGUCGUGAGCAAGGAUUCCAAGGGUGAGUUGCCCGAGCACGGGAUUCGUACAGGGGAUAUCGUGCGGGUCGGGGAGAUCCCGAAGGGAACAGCGAGAAAGAAGGAAGCCGCAGAGUUGAAAGGAAAGGGGGUUGAAGGGGUGGUGGUUCGCGUCGGUGAGAGGGCUGUUUGGGUCGCGCUGGGCAAGGAUGGUGGCGGGAGCGAGAAUGUCGAAGAGGUGCCGGACGGCAAAUUGUGGCUAGUCAAACUUGCGAACGAUGUCACUUACAAGAGAAUGAACCAAACCUUGACUAAACUUCUCAAGACACCCGAAUCGUCAUACACGACCCUCCAGCGCGUCAUCCUAGGCCUUUCCUCCCCAGGCACAGCUGACUCGUCUCAAUCGAGCGACAUCACGUUCUUUGACCCGACAUUAAACCCUUCGCAAAAGGACGCCAUCCGCUUCGUCCUCUCCUCGCCGGAGAUAGGGCUCAUCCACGGCCCGCCUGGUACGGGAAAGACCUACACGCUUAUCGAACUGAUCCUGCAGCUUCUCAAGCGUAACCAACGUGUUCUAGUGUGCGGACCCAGCAACAUCAGCGUUGACAACAUCGUCGAACGGCUUUCCUUGACCUCCCCUAGUACACCAAUCGUUCGUCUAGGUCAUCCGGCCCGCCUCUUACCAAGUGUCUUGAACCACUCGCUCGAAGUGUUGACCCGAACGAGCGAAGCAGCGGCCAUUGUAAGCGAUGUGCGAAAGGAAAUGGACGAAAAGCAGGCGUCAAUUCGGAAGACUCGUAAUGGCCGCGAACGACGCGCGAUUUACGCCGAUUUGAAAGAACUAAGGAAAGAGUACCGGGAGAGGGAGGGGAAGUGCAUACAUGGGCUGGUGAGCGGCAGCAAAGUCGUGCUGUCGACACUUCAUGGUGCAGGGAGUUAUCAAGUCCGUAAUCAGGAAUUCGACGUCGUGGUGAUUGAUGAGGCGAGUCAGGCUCUCGAGCCACAAUGCUGGAUUCCGCUGGUCUUCGGAGGAUCCAACGUGAAAAAGUUAGUCUUAGCGGGUGAUCAUCUGCAGUUACCGCCAACGGUCAAGAGUGCAGACAAUAAAGACAGCAAGGAGCAAAAGAAAUCCGUGACCCAGAGUCUGGAAGAAGACCUUGCAAAGCUAUCUGUCAAGGACGAGGAAGUAAAGACAGCGAAGAGUUGGUCCUUGGAAACAACAAUGUUUGAUCGGCUCUUAGCCACACACGGAUCUGGGAUCAAGAGACUGCUCAAUACGCAGUACCGGAUGCAUGAGAAGAUCAUGCAGUUUCCAAGCGACGAGCUGUACGAAGGGAAGCUUGUCGCGGCCGAUGCUGUAAAAUCCCGACUCUUGAGGGACCUGCCAUAUGCAGUAAAAGAGACCGAAGACACCGUCGAACCCCUUGUGUUCUUCGACACGCAAGGAGGUGAUUUCCCUGAGAAGACCGAAGACGAUUCAGGUGGCCAGAUUCACAAAUCGACCUUGCUGGGAGACAGCAAGAGCAAUGAAAUGGAAGCGGCUGUGGCCGCCAUGCAUGUGAAGAAUCUGGUUGAAGCCGGAGUCAAGGACGAAGACAUUGCAGUGGUCACGCCUUACAACGCACAGGUCGCCCUUCUCAGCUCCAUGCUCAAGGAGAAGUUUCCAAACCUUGAACUCGGCAGUGUCGAUGGCUUUCAGGGCCGAGAGAAAGAGGCCGUCGUUGUCAGUCUGGUCAGAAGCAACGCUGCAAAGGAGGUGGGCUUCUUGGGUGAGAAAAGGAGAUUAAACGGUAGGUCCAAUCUCCCCUAA
This is a messenger RNA of Cladophialophora bantiana CBS 173.52, 2019 nucleotides long. RefSeq lists its product as uncharacterized. The transcript has 3 exons. Gene Ontology annotation, molecular function: RNA binding; ATP hydrolysis activity; 5'-3' DNA helicase activity. NCBI's taxonomy places the organism in Eukaryota, Fungi, Ascomycota, Eurotiomycetes, Chaetothyriales, Herpotrichiellaceae. The record is from RefSeq and is a predicted model, not a curated record. Bases 1 to 2019 code for a protein of 672 amino acids.